Struthio camelus australis is the source of this 4434-nucleotide messenger RNA. The record is from RefSeq and is a predicted model, not a curated record. Lineage: Eukaryota; Metazoa; Chordata; Aves; Struthioniformes; Struthionidae.
GGUCUGUUUGGUGUUCCAGAACUGAGUUGUCCAGAAGGAUUUCAAGAAGCACAGGACAAAGCAUUGCAAGAAUCAGAACAGCUGGUCCAGAAGGCAUGUUCAACACCGCCUGGGCCUGAGAUUGUAAUGCUCUUUGAUCAGCUUUCAGAUGCUUUGUGCAGAGUAGCAGACUUGGCUGAUUUUGUGAAAAUUGCCCAUCCUGACUUUGCGUUCAGAGAGGCUGCUGAAGAAGCUUGCAGGAACAUUGGUACCAUGGUAGAGAAAUUAAAUACGGAUGUUGAACUGUGUCAGAGUUUGAGACAGCUGCUGGCUGAUGAAGUUGUUACAGAUUCCCUAGAUCCAGAAACCAGGCGAGUGGCAGAACUUUUUAUGUUUGAUUUUGAGAUCAGUGGCAUUCAUUUGGAUGAAGAAAAGCGUAAAAAGGCAGUCAACCUCAACAUCAAAAUACUGGAUUUAUGUAAUGAAUUUCUGACAGGAACUCACCUUCCCAACAGGAUUGACAAACAUGUUUUGCCAGAGCACAUUCGGUAUAAUUUUACAGCUGAAGGCGAUCAUUUACAAGUUGCUGGUCUACAUGCUGACUGUCCCGAUGAUCUGGUGCGAGAAGCUGCUUACAAGAUUUUUCUUUACCCGAAUGCUGAGCAGCUGAGCCGUUUAGAAGAACUGCUUGCUAGCCGAAACAGUCUGGCACAGUUGGUUGGAUAUAACACCUUUGCCCACAGGGCUCUUCAAGGAACAAUGGCCAAAAAUCCAGAGACAGUAACACAGUUUCUGGAGAAGCUUUCUGACCAGUUGUCUCAAAGAACGCAAAAAGAUUUUGAAAUGAUGACAAAGAUGAAAAUGAAGCUUAACCCCCAAAAUUCAAAAUUGAUGCCAUGGGAUCACCCUUACUACAGUGGUGUCCUACGAGCUGAGAGGUAUAACAUUGAUCCUGGUUUGUACUGUCCCUUCUUCUCUCUUGGGGCGUGCAUGGAAGGUUUGAACUCUUUGUUCAGGCAGCUCCUAGGAAUCUCCCUUUAUGCUGAACAAACCCAGAGAGGAGAGGUUUGGUCUGAAGAUGUUCGCAAGUUGGCUGUUGUUCAUGAAAAUGAAGGUCUGCUAGGGUACAUCUACUGUGACUUCUUUCAACGACCUAAUAAACCACAUCAGGAUUGUCACUUUACAGUUCGUGGAGGCAGGCUGAGGGAAAAUGGAGAAUACCAGCUGCCUGUAGUUGUUCUUAUGCUUAGCCUGCCCCACUCAACGAGGAGUGCACCAACACUACUAAGUCCUGGCAUGAUGGAGAAUCUCUUCCAUGAAAUGGGACAUGCUAUGCAUUCUAUGCUGGGCCGAACUCGGUACCAGCAUGUCACUGGAACCAGAUGUCCUACUGAUUUUGCUGAAGUUCCCUCAAUUCUGAUGGAGUACUUUGCAAAUGACUAUCGAGUGGUUAACCAGUUUGCAAGGCAUUAUAAAACUGGACAGCCACUACCGAAAAGCAUGGUGUCAAGACUGUGCGAGUCCAAAAAAGUGUGUGCUGCAGCUGAUAUGCAACUCCAGGUCUUUUAUGCUGUCUUGGACCAAAUCUACCAUGGGAAACAUCCUCUGAAAAGAUCAACCACAGAAAUUUUAAAGGAAACACAGGAGAAAGUUUAUGGAUUGCCAUAUGUGCCUAAUACAGCCUGGCAGCUGAGAUUCAGCCAUCUCGUGGGCUAUGGUGCAAAAUACUACUCUUACCUCAUGUCUAGGGCUGUUGCCUCCAUGGUGUGGAAACAAUGUUUUGCUCAGGACCCAUUUGAUAGGGCAAUGGGUGAACGUUAUCGUAGAGAGAUGCUGGCACACGGCGGUGGAAAAGAGCCCAUACUUAUGGUUCAAGGUAUGCUUCAGAAAUCACCUUCAGUUGAAGACUUUGUGGAUGCCCUUGUUUCAGACUUAGACCAGGACUUUGAAACAUUUCUCAUGGACUCAUAAAAACGUGGAAUGGAACUGAGUGUUUUUAUGGAAGAUUGUAGACAUCUUAAUAAUUGCAGAUACAGUGUUGUUAUUGGUUUUGCUUCUUGACAAACACUUGUAAAUGUUUGAAUAUUCAUGGUGGUAGAAUAGUAAUAAAUAAUUUCAGUGGACCACCUGAUUUCAUUUAUGAAGAAUGAUGGCUUUCAGUUUCACAUGGGCUUAAGCAUAGAAUGUGAGAGAACAAAUACUCUGGCAUGUGCUAUUGAAAAAUUUGAUCGUGUUGGAGCAGGUGGCUAAACGGGAAUCAAACUCAUCCUAAAGGUGGAUAGAGUGAUAUGAAUGGUCUUUCAGUAUGCGUUUACUGGAUUCAGAAUUAGUACCUAACUGUCAAGUAUCAUGACCGAGGAUGACCACAGUCCCUUCUCACAUGCUCUACAUGAAUAUUCUGUUAAAUGUGUUUAACCCUAUUCCUUGUAGGAGUUCUUAAUUUCAGAAAAGCAUAUUAUGUUUGCUAUGGAGAAAGGAAAAUAGAAAGAAAUGGGAAAGUAGGAAUAGCAUGUGAGAAAAGGAGAAAAAGAUGAAUGGGAGAAGAAAAACGGUGUUCAUACAGAUAUGUGAAGGAUGUGGGGAAAAGAAGUAUCUUGCAACAUGAAAAAGGCAAGGAAGUGAAAUAGGUUCCCCGUAUAUUUUGUAGCUGUGAUUAUCCAGUGUAUAGGUGUAUGUGUGGCCAAGUUUGUAAGUAAAGAUAAUAUUUUUUGUUAGACUAAUGUUUUGAGCAGAUUUUCAGGUUCAGAAUAGAAGUAGCAAGCUUUACAGCUAAAUACAAAAGAUGGACUGUUCAUCAUAUCAGGAGCACAGAAAGACUGGGAGGAGGAAUAGAGUUUAUAAAGUGCUGUAAAACUAGUAUUGCUAUUGAAUUAAUUUUUUAAAUAUCCAGCAGAGUUAGAAUUUUAGCUCCCAGGCUCAUCUUUUGCAGAUCUUCCUUUGAGGAUCAGUAGUCAUAUAUCAGUAAUAGAGCCUUUGUUUUGUGAGAAGUAUUCUCCCAUUGUUAACUGGGUGCUUUUGUCCUUUUAUCUGUUAUCUGGGUGCGUUUGUUUUAUUGUGUAGCGGUUAUUUAGUUUUCCCUGCGUUUCCUUAAGGGCACUGGUGCACUGGAUGAAGGAUAUUUUACUUUGGUGAAUAUGGACUUAUAGCUAUUUUGAUGAUUCUGUUGCAGAGAAUAAUCAUUGUGAAACUAUGUUGGCAAACUUCACUGUUGAGGUACAGCCUGAGUUUGCUUCCCACGUCUUUAUUCACAGCAGGUUUCCUUUCAGUGAUGAGUGAAGGAGUGUUAGGGAGCUAUUUAAAGUACAGAAGGGCGAGUUCGGGGUGGGGGAAAAGAAGUCAUUCAGAACAAAGAUGUUCUUCCAGGAACAGUUGAAGGUUGCAAACAUCGUGGAUGGUAACCAAAAAGACAUUAUCAGUGAGCGUUUCUCUUUAUCUUGAAGUAAAUUAUGACAUGCUAUUUGGGUGUUCAUUUAGAAAUAUGCGAUCAGUUUUUCCCUAGGGAAACGUCCUCCUCUCUUAAAGGUCUUCUAUAGGUAGUUGCAGUAAGUGUCCUGCUCAGAGUAAGUGUAGUGAAAGAAACAACAGAUGGAAGAGGAGGCUAAGAAAUGAAGGCAAAUAGCUGGAAGAGAAGCAGAAGGGGAGGCGUUUAACCAAAAAAAAAGUAGAUGUCUGGGAAGGGAUAAAUAUGAGUGAUUGCUGAUGGAGUGGGAUAGCAGACAAUUAAAUGAAGGAUAAUUGUAGAGGGCAAAAAGGAGAGAACAAUGAAUUUAUUUUCAUUUUCUGGAUAGUAACUUGUUUUUUAAACAGGAUUUGUGCUAUCAGGUAUUAAUUGAUAUUUUACUCUACCUUCUCUCUUUGUUUAUGCAUGAUAACUAUUCAGGAAAUUUGUCUUGUAUGAAUAGUACUGCUAUUCUAUUAGAACUGAUUUUAGCUAUUUUUAGAUAUGAAAUGUUUUUCACUGAACAAUAGCAGGCAUGUUUUCAGACAUCUACCACAAGCAGGUCUCUGUGUUGCAUGUUUGUCUACAUUCUGUAUCUGCAAUUGGUCACUAAGAAGAAGGAAACAAUGGUUUCACCUAACAAACUACAUGGGUAUUUUGUAACAAGAUCAGUGAUAAAAAAACAAAAGAAGUUUAAGUUUAGGUGUAAGAAAGAAAGUAUUGUGAAGAUGGAAAAUUCUUGAAAGGAUACAAUAACUCAUGAACAUAAAUUUAACAGCCCCUCAUGGAAUAAUGGAAAUAUGCGUCAAAAGGAAUUACAGGGUGUUGGCAAGGGAGUCUUUUGUUGUUUUUUGCAUGUUUUCUGUACUGGAACAAACUACCAGUAAUCUGGAGUUGGCACAUGUUAAAAGAUUCACGGUGACAAAAAGAACUUAGCAAAAGGAAAUCCUCAUCCUGACAUGGGCCUUGUAGCAUUGCUGUAAAGAAAAUAAAGCAUCGUAAUUGAUGGAAUAAUC